AUGGCCAUUGCGUCGAAGUGGCUCGCUGCCAGAUUUAACAAGCCUGACAUGAAGCUUUUCGGCUUUGACGUUUUUGCUCUUGCAAGCGAUGGGGAUAUGCAGGAGGGGCUGAGCUCUGAGGCAGCGAGCCUAGCAGGCCACCUCAAAUUGAACAACCUCUGUUGGAUUUGGGAUAACAACCAGAUUACCAUUGAGGGCAACGUUGCCUGGGCGAUGUCUGAAGAUUUGCCGACACGUUUCAUCGCCUACGGCUGGAAUGUGUUGAGGGUGGGCGAUGCCAAUGACGUGGAGGCCCUCACUCGUGCCUUUCUGAGUUUCAGACGCGAGCAAGAAAGACCAACCUUAAUCGUGGUGGAUUCGCACAUUGCCUGGGGAGCUCCAACGAAGCAGGACUCCUUCCAUGCACAUGGCACUCCACUGGGUGAUAAGGAAGUCACAGCGACCAAACACAUCUACGACUGGCCAGAUGAGAAAUUCCUGGUGCCGGAGGAGGUGAAAAAGCACUUCCGAAUCCAGAUGGCAGAGCAAGGAGGUGUUUCUCGCAAGGAGUGGGACAAGAUGUUUGCCACCUUCCAGAACACUUAUCCAGAGGAGGGCAAGAUCCUUCAGGAUAUGAUUUCUGGGAAGCUUCCGGAGGGGUGGGACUCAUACUGCAAGCCAUUCCCAGCUGAUGCGAAAGGCCUUGCGACCCGACAAUCUUCCAGCGAAUGUCUCAACUUCAUUGGGAAAGGAGUCCCUUGGCUGUUGGGUGGGUCUGCAGAUUUGGCAACCUCCUGCCUCACCACGCUGAAGGGCAUGGACGACUUCAUGCCUCCGGGGAGCCAGUGGGGCCAAUAUGCUGGGCGAAACCUUCAUUUUGGAAUCCGAGAGCAUGCGAUGGGUUCCAUCAUGAACGGCUUGGCCCUCUGCAAACUACGGCCUUUCGGUGCUACUUUCCUGGUUUUUAGUGACUACAUGAGACCGCCAAUCCGGCUGUCUGCGAUUAUGGAGACGCCAUGCAUCUUCGUUUUUACACAUGACUCGAUAGGUGUUGGUGAAGAUGGACCGACUCAUCAACCUGUGGAGCAUUUGGGCUCUCUCCGCUCCAUCCCUGGACUUGCGGUCUUUCGGCCCUGCGAUGCAAAUGAAUGCUUGGAGAUGUGGAAGUUUAUUAUGCCUCUGCAGGACCAACCCGUGGCCAUCAUUUUGUCGCGGCAAGCGCUUCCAACUUUGGACAGGCAGACAUUUGCGUCAGCAGAAGGUGUACACAAGGGUGGAUACAUUUUGGCAGAUACGUCAACCAAUGGUGCAGCGCCAGAGGUCAUUUUGAUGUCGACAGGCAGUGAGGUUCACCUCAUGGUGCAGGCACACCAAGAGCUGGCUGCCAGUGGUGUGAAAGUGAGGUCAGUGAGCUUUCCUUCACUGGAGAUCUUCAAACAGCAAUCGCAGGAAUACAUCGACGCCGUGCUUCCGAACGCAUGCCGUGCGCGUGUCUCCAUUGAAGCAAGCCGCAGAGAUUCUUGGGGCAGCUUGCUUGGCUUGGACGGCGAACAUGUUGGGAUGAUCACCUUUGGCUUAUCAGCUCCGAUCAAGAAAGUUCAAGCCGAGCUGGGCAUGACAGUGGAAGCUGUGAUGGCUGCUGCCAGGCGCGUGAUGAGUGGGAACCCACGAAAAAUAUCCUCAAGGGCACAGGUAUUGAAGUCAUGGAAGAAGCGCAAACUCAGUGUAUGA
Molecule: messenger RNA, 1710 nt
Organism: Cladocopium goreaui
Lineage: Eukaryota; Dinophyceae; Suessiales; Symbiodiniaceae
Source: the annotation of a GenBank genome assembly